This is a messenger RNA of Peronospora matthiolae, 1497 nucleotides long. Lineage: Eukaryota; Oomycota; Peronosporomycetes; Peronosporales; Peronosporaceae. The record is from the annotation of a GenBank genome assembly.
AUGGACGACUCUAACGAUCGGUUGAUCGCUCGCCCAGAUCCGGUGGAAAUUCCAAGCUCCUCGCCACCAGCUGCGAUCCCUUUGCGUUCUUCGUCGUCGUUCCCGAGUGGUCGCGUGAACUUCCUUCCUGCGAUCGAUCGGCACACUUUACAAUCUUAUAUCAACGAUCUGUACGACUGCGCUGAGGCUGGUCAAGACCAGCUAGCCAGCUAUUGUGCAAUACACGAUCAGUUGAGAGCUCAGGAAAUUCGCGGCGCUCGCUUGGAACGCCAACUGCACGACGUUCAAGAAUUAGCAAGACCGAUCCGACAAUAUGUGAACGAGCGGUACAACGCGUUGCGUAACUCGUUGGCCGAUGCCGAGAAGAAGAACGAUGACUUCCAAGAGGAAUUAGCUGUUCAAGCGGAACGUCUACAGGAAAUUCCGAUCCUGAAGUCGUCCAUCUUGCAGCUUAAAAAGACCCGCCAUUCCGAACAAGAGAAGCAUCGGCGUCAACUGGCUUCACUUGAAAACGAGUUACAAUCAGCGAUUGCAUCCUCCAAGGAGGCUGACGACCGGGCGAAACUCCAGAUCGAAGAGGCGAAGACUCGAUUUGCUACCCGCCAAUCAGCGAUAAUGCGGGAGUUGGCCAUGACCCAACGAGACUUGGGUACAGUCAAGACUGAGCGCGAUCGCCUCACGGCCCAACUUUCGGAUAUCAAGAGUCAGCACGAUAGGUUUAAGUCUGAGCUCGCCGAUCGAGAUGCCGAUCGUGGCCGAUUGUCCCAGAAAAUAAGUGCAUUGGAGGUAGAGCGCGAUCAGGCACUCCAGUCGAAAAAUUCGCUCUUCGCUCGCUUGACAGAGGUGGUCGCCAGUGUUUCUCCAAGUGUUCUGCCUGCACCUGCCGAGUCUUCCCCGAAGAAUUUUCCACGUCAACCUAAGCGAUCGCCUCCUGCUUCCCCGUCCAGGGAAUCCCAAGCCAAGCGUGCCCGAUAUAUCGGAUCCUCGCCACGUCGAUCGGCUUCUCCCGGGUUGUUUGGUUCAAGAUCGUCAUCGUCGGAAUCAUCUGAGGACAGCGAUCCAAAGGACUCUUCUUCCGAUGAGACCGAUGAUUCCUUGUUGGCGGCGUUGUCGUCAUCUCGUUUGACUGCCCGUCGUAGAAACACGUCGUCCCCUAAGAAACCAUCGUCUACUCCGACCCGUCCACCGGUGAAUGUCAAUUCCUCCAGUCCGGAACAUGAACCUCACGAUAAUACAUCGGGAGUGUCUUUGGUGGAUUUAUUCGGAGAGCCUUCCAGCGAUUCCGAAAGCGAUCUCAGUCUCUCUGGUGAUCCUCGGAGUCCGCGGAAUUCCUUGUUGACACCUGCAGAUUUUGUGGCGCUUUCCGACACCCGCAUACCCCGCGAUCGUUGGAUUCCGGGGUAUCGCGAUCGGGUUUCACGAUCGGCGGUUGAUGUGUUCCCUUGGUCCUCCCGAAGAGUGAGCUUGAUCAGCGUAUCCGAGUUGGACAUAGAUUAG